UGACGGCUGAAUGCUCCAAGCAGCAGGAGAAGCUGGUCCAGAGGAUGGUCUCUGUGGUGGACACUCCCGGCCUCUUCGACACCUCUCUGUCUGAAGAUGUCGUGAAGAGGGAGAUCUCCAAAUGCAUCAACAUGUCAGCCCCAGGGCCCCACGCCAUCCUGCUGAUCAUCAGGGUGGGACCCUUCUCUGCAGAGGAACGAGACGCUGUGAAGAAGAUGGAGGAGAUCUUUGGAGACGGUGCCUGGAGGUACACCGUGAUCCUCUUCACCCAUGGAGACAAAGUCGGAGCAGACUUUGAUGAGAUGUUGAAGACAGCAGGAGCUGAGCUGCAGGAGGUCCUGAAGAAGGCUGGAAACAGAUAUCACAUCUUCAACAACCAUAGAACUGAUGAUCGUGGUCAGGUCCUUGAUCUGCUGGAAAAGGUGGAUAAAAUGGUAGCCAAUAAUGGAGGAGAGUUUUACUCGAACUUCAUCUACCUGCAGGUGGAGGAGAUGCUGAAACAGAGAGAGUCAGAGCUCAGCGAGUUCUACGAGAAGAAGCUGAAGGAGGAAAUCAAAGCAGUGGAAUUAAAGUAUGAGAAGAAGCUGAAGGAGGCUCAGGAGGAGAAACAGCAGGUGGAGGAACGAUUGCAGUCUGAGCUGGAGGAGGUGAAGCGAUAUUAUUGGGCUUUAGAGAGCGGAGUCCGUGAGAUUGUGGAGCAGGUGGCCAAAGACGACUCCUUCAGUGAGAUCCUCACCGAGUUCCACAAGACCCUGAAACUGAACUGA
Messenger RNA from Pundamilia nyererei, 767 nucleotides. Its product is annotated as GTPase IMAP family member 7-like. Gene Ontology annotation, molecular function: GTP binding. The annotation marks the transcript as partial. NCBI's taxonomy places the organism in Eukaryota, Metazoa, Chordata, Actinopteri, Cichliformes, Cichlidae. The record is from RefSeq and is a predicted model, not a curated record. The transcript has a single exon.